Molecule: messenger RNA, 927 nt
Organism: Mesorhabditis belari
Lineage: Eukaryota; Metazoa; Nematoda; Chromadorea; Rhabditida; Rhabditidae
Source: the annotation of a GenBank genome assembly
AUGCCGCCGCUUGAUGAAAAUAUGAAGCGAAGAUUUCGUAUCUACAUACUUGGCAUGACGGCGUUUUGGGCUGAAGUCCGAAAGGUAGAAGAUGGACUUGGUAUCCCCCUUUCUCAAGGAGUCGCCCUGCAGCUACAACAGACCAUUGACGUCUGGAGGGUUUUGAAAUUGACGAUUGGAAUGACGGACACGAUGUGUGAAGCGCUUGCCCAGUUGAUGGGCGCUCAGCGGGCAAAAGAAGAAGGCAGAGAUCUGCCUCUAUACAACCAUCAUUCGGUGUGCAGACCAUAUCUUCUAAGUUGUUGUCCGGCCGAUCUUUUGGGGGAUACAAGGUUGGAAGGGCUUGUUUCUUGUCGAAAGAUGCAUGAACCGACUCACAAAGCUGACUACGAGAAUGCUCAAGCACAGAAGGAUCAUUUCUAUGACAUAGAGCUUUACAACAUCUUGCAAGGCACAAUUCGCUUGGUGGAUGGUGAGAUUGAGAAGAUCAAGAACAAACUCGACCGAGACACGCGAGAUGCCGGAGAAAGCGCUGAAAUUGUGAAGAUGAAACGCAUUGCUGACAUUGAAGAGCAAAUCAAGUUGCUUGUUGGGGAAAUUGAAGAACUUGGCUCGCAGGGUAAAGUUGAGGAAUCAAUGCGCACCGCGAAGAAAGUCGAGGAGUUGGAACAAAAGAAAAACGAAUUGAAGAAUGAAGGAAAGAUGAACAUUCCAAUGACUUCUCAACAACGUCUUCGUGUUUGUGAUGACUGCGGUGCACAGCUCAAUAUCAUGGACCAUGAAUCGCGCUUGGCUGAUCAUUUUGGUGGCAAGAUGCAUUUGGGAAUGGUUGAAAUUCGAGAGCGUUACACCGAGAUGGGGAGCACCAUCGAUGAGCGUCGUAAGCUUUAUGGUGAGAAGAACGGUGACAGUGGAAGGGAGACACUG